This is a messenger RNA of Gongylonema pulchrum, 336 nucleotides long. The record is from the annotation of a GenBank genome assembly. Lineage: Eukaryota; Metazoa; Nematoda; Chromadorea; Rhabditida; Gongylonematidae.
AUGGAGGCCGAGAUGCAGAAGCAGCGUGCCCGUACACUUGACAUCCUCGCAGAAAAGGAAAAUGAAUUGCAAGUUACAAAAUCGAUACUGGCAUCGGUAAGAAGCCAACAAAAUCUUGAUCCAAUGGACCCGGCACAGGAUGCAUUACCCCGAUCAGUGAAUUAUCGGAAAAGCUCUUCGCGUGACAUUGGGGAUAGCAGUGCACCUUGUGCACAGCGACGUAGAAGCGCUGAAUUUCGGUCUGCAGCUGAUCGUUCGUUGAGUGAUGCUGGCUCGUAUUCAAGCGUAGUCGAAGAGCAUCGCUUAGGUAAACUAAAAAAGCACCGAAAUGCUUGA